Topomyia yanbarensis is the source of this 3509-nucleotide messenger RNA. It is a transcript of the gene eIF5, whose product is annotated as eukaryotic translation initiation factor 5. Bases 1508 to 2869 code for a protein of 453 amino acids. Lineage: Eukaryota; Metazoa; Arthropoda; Insecta; Diptera; Culicidae. The record is from RefSeq and is a predicted model, not a curated record. Gene Ontology annotation, molecular function: translation initiation factor activity; eukaryotic initiation factor eIF2 binding; GDP-dissociation inhibitor activity. The transcript is spliced from 6 exons. Gene Ontology annotation, cellular component: cytosol. Gene Ontology annotation, biological process: formation of cytoplasmic translation initiation complex; formation of translation preinitiation complex; translational initiation.
GUCUUGCCUGAUGGCAUCCCUGUUCCUCAUGAUGGAUGUGAAAGUGAGAUAGCAAAACAUUCGUAUUGGAAAACGCGAGAAACGUCGUACGUACACUCACUUUUGACUUUUUCACCUCCUAGAAGGAAAUCAGUGGUUUUCGGAAGUGUGAGCUGGCAACUAUAUUGGUUGAUGAGAGAAGAUUGGCAGUCGAACCAUACCACAUACAGAACUCAGCGUUCAUCUCUAAUCUAGUAUAGUUGAAAUAUUGAUCGUUGUUAAACAGCUGUGCAUUGAUUGAAGGAAAGGAUCGCCUCGAGUGGCGCUAGCGUUUUAUAUGACUUUAGAAAGAAUCCAAGAAACACCAGCACUAAAAGGAGCACCGCUUUCUCCCUUCUUACGGAGUUUAGGUGAUACAUUGUGCAUGAUUUCUCGACAGCGUAGCAUAAGUCACAGGACUUCAAAGUAUUCCAGCAAUAGACAUCGGAAAUUGCAACCGUUUAGAGAAACGUGAACAACCCGUUGCAUUUACCGAAAAAGUUUGUCUAAAAAUUCAGCAUCCAAAACGAUAUCCGUCUACGUUAGCAUUUCAGCAAGAGGUGAUUAUAUUGAUACAUACUGAUUCGACUGUUACAACAAAAACCAGUAGUAGCUACAACCAUUAUUGAAACCCAACUCAAUCAAAUUGCUUGUGGAUUAGACAGCUGCCUAAUAGCGCCACGUUGCGCUAAAAAGAGCAGUACGUGUAUGUUUGUAACACAGUAUACAGCAUUAAAACCUGCGAACUGCGUGGUUAGCUUCCCCAGAACUGUCGCUCACUUUUAAGUUUUCUAUUCGAUAAUUUCGCUAAUUCAGCACCUUCUCUCGUUUCAUUUGUUUAUGUUUUUGAAAUAUUAGUUUAUCUUUUAAUAUCAGCAUUUCACAUUUUGUUUUUUAUUUUGGUUUCGUUCCCGUUUCCCACCCUUGUAUGCAGAUUCCAGACAUCGCUGCAGUGUGACCAUUAAAAUUGUUCCAAAUCCUUCCUCGGAAUUACACCCAUACUACUCCUACUAAAAAGAGGAGCGCUCAAAUCACAGUAGAUUGUGCGAGUGCAAACUUAUCGUCAUUGCGCGUCGGCGAAAGACACGAAUCCAUAACCAAUAUACAAAUGCUUUUGAUAUCAUCCGCGAUACCACAACAAAACGAAGACGGAGUUUUAAUUACCAGCAAUAUCGGCAUCGAAAACCACAACAAUUGCGACCAUAAACAAGGACAGUGCGUUCAUUGGGAACACACGCAGAACCUUCCACACCAACAGCAGCAGAUGAAUUUAGCUUACAGUUAAGAUCACUAGACGGUGAACAGACCGACAGACAGACGGACCGUGAUUUAGCAGGAAGCAGAAUAUACGGGUGCUUGAGACUUCGAGGAGGAAUCAAUCCGCGCACGCUUCAUAAGUUGUUAAAACGGCAAUUAAUCUAAACAGAAGAAGGCGCUCUUAUUAGAUUCAAUUCAUCUGUGUGGCUCGAGAAGCAAUAACAGCAUCAUCAUGGGUACCGUCAACGUGAAUCGCAAUGUUACCGACGUGUUUUACCGUUACAAGAUGCCAAGAAUCAACGCUAAAGUGGAAGGAAAGGGAAACGGCAUUAAAACAGUCAUUGUCAACAUGGCAGAAGUUGCUCGUGCUAUCGGACGUCCAGCGACGUAUCCGACCAAGUAUUUUGGUUGUGAAUUGGGAGCUCAAACACAAUUCGAUUAUAAGAAUGAACGCUUUAUCGUCAAUGGUUCUCACGAUGCGAAUAAACUGCAGGACCUGUUAGACGGAUUCAUCCGAAAGUUUGUGCUGUGUCCAGAGUGUGAUAAUCCCGAAACCGAAUUGCUUGUGUCAUCCAAGAAAGGUACCAUCUCGCAAGGAUGUAAAGCGUGUGGAUUCCACGGUCCUCUCGAGGUCAACCAUAAGGUAAACACUUUCAUUAUCAAGAACCCCCCGAAUGUCAACCCAGCCAGUCAAGGAGCUUCACUGACUGAAGGAAAACGUAGAACACGCUCAAAGAAGGCCGGCGAAAAUGGCGAUGAUUCAACUGCCAAUAAUAGUACGGUAAACGAAGCGGAUACUACGGGUACAGCAGAUGAGACAAUCGAUUCACAGGUCGGAGAAGGUGAUGGCGACGAUGACGUCAAUUGGACGGUGGACACUUCGGAAGAGGCAGUUCGGGCUCGUAUGCAAGAUCUUACCGAUGGAGCAAAAAAUAUUACAGUUUCCGAUGACUUUGACAAGACCGAGAAGGAACGUUUGGACAUUUUCUACGAGCUGGUCAAGAAAAAACGUGAUUCGGGCGAGUUGGAUAACGUACAAACCCACAAGGAACUUGCCACUGAAGCCAGUCGUCUAGAUAUUCAAGCAAAGUCUACUCUUGUUUUGGCAGAAUUAUUGUUUACAGCUAACAUUGUUCAAGAAGCUCGCAAACAUCGUAAAUUAUUACUUCGUUUCACACACAACGAUGUCAAAGCCCAAAAGUACUUUAUUGGUGGUUUGGAACAGAUUAUUUCUCUGCACGCCGAUAAGCUUAUGGAUAAGGUUCCUGGUAUUCUGAAGUUGUUCUAUGACACUGACAUUCUCGAGGAGAAAGCUAUCCUGGAGUGGUCUCAGAAGGUGAGCAAGAAAUACGUUUCCAAAGACGUUGCUACACAAAUUCACGAGAAAGCCAAUCCAUUUGUCAAAUGGCUCCAGGAAGCGGAAGAAGAAGAAUCCUCUGAGGACGAAGAUGAUUCCGAAGUGGAGAUUGAGUAUGAUGACCGUGCCAAAACAGACUCGCUGCGCAAAGAACCGACCAAACCGGAGUUGAAGAAAACAACUAAACUAGCAGACGAAGAAGAGGAUGGUGAUGAUCUCAACAUUGAUGAUAUCUAAAUGCAUAAAAUGAUACACAAUCAAACCAGCUAAUUCCCUACUCAAAAUUGUAAUAAUUAAAAUGUUAUCGUUUACCCAUAAAUUCAACUACAAACCAAAUAAAUUACUGCAAAUACAGCAGAUGCUUAAUACUAUAGAAACCAAUCAAAAUAUGUAGAGCAAAACCACUAACGUUAAAGAAGCAUCCAGAGAAAUUUGAAUGCAGUAGUUUCGGCCUGAAAAUAGAUCCGAAUAGAACAACCCGGUCAAUUUUAAGAGUAACCAAUCGCAAUUCCACGGCCAUUUGGUAUUAUUCCGUUUUUGCAGCAUUAUUGGUUAAGACAAACCCUGCUGAGUGCUUUGAUUUAAAUAUGUAUCUUUAUUAUGAAUUUUGAAACGUCUUCGAGGGAUCAAUAUCACGAGAAAAUCUUUCACAGCAUAUUUUCAUCCUUUGUAUAAUCCAUAAAUUGUCUGAAUUUAUAUUUCUUAGUUUAUUUACUGAUGCGUAUAAAUUACAUGCGCUUAGGCGUAGACUGCUACCAAGUAACACUGGAGAAGCAUAUUCGUUUGUUUGAAAAAUGGAACGGAAAUAUUACAGAUACGAACUAUAACUAAUCAAAUUAUGUUCAUCAGAAUACACAAAUUUGAGAAACGUACAAAA